UAAACAGAUAAGAGCAUAGAAAACGGCCGUCUCGGAUAGUUGUUUCAGUUGUCGCGUAUCCGCCGCACGGUGCAGUCGUGUCUUGUGAUGCUAUGUACAUAGUAAAACAAUGAGGAACAUUUGGAUUUUAGUGUUGUUGGCCGCUUGUGCUAAAGCUGAUUACCGUCCCGACAAUUUCCAAUACUACGAUGAUACAUUGAAUUUGGAUGAUGAAAUGUAUGAUAUGCUGAGAAAUAUAGAUAAUAUUAAUCAAAAUGCUCCCGAUUCUCCACAAGAUACAUCAAAGGAAGCCAUCGAGGAAAGUGAAGGCCUUUUAAAUGUAAACAUUAAUGAUGUACAGCCAAAUUUCGAAGAAGCCAUAAAAGAGCCCGAAUAUGAAGACGACUAUCAAAUCGAAGAUAACAGAUUAGAAGUUAAAGAAUCAGUGAACGAGGCACAAAACGCAGGUAAAGAUGAUGAUUUCCUUAAAAGUAUACUAGAAAACGAUGGAAAUGUUGAUGAGGCACAACAAGAUUUUGAUGCUUUUCAACAAAUUCUUGGAGAUAAAGAAAACAUUGGUAAUGAUAUUGAAGAAAAGAUAUUGUACGUUGACGAGCAGAGUUUAACGGACUUAAAAGAAUUAUCUUUUGAAAAUAAAAAUAAUGAUGAAACCUUAGUGUUACCUCCUUUACUUGACGAUAAUAAAACUCAACAAGAAACACUUAAUGAAUCUAAUAAUAAUUCUGAAGAAAUCUCAAUUCCGGAAGAUGAUAACAAUGAAGAAAUUUCAAAAAUAUCUAAUGAAGAUGAUAUGAAUAAUUUUAAUGUCGAAAAUAAAUCUGAUAAUGGUAAUUCUCUAUCAAAUAUAGAUGAAAAUGUAGACAAAACCAAACAAAUAUCGCAAGAAUCUGAUAUCAACCAGAUCGAAGGUAAUGAUAAAAUAGCGAAUGAAGAAGGCUUUGACAAUGUUGAUGAGAUUUUAAUUCCGGAAGAUGACAAUAAUGAAGAGAUUUCAAAAAUAUCUGAUGAAGAUAUUAAGGAUGAUUUUAGCGAUCAAAAUAUUUCCAUAAUGAAUUCGCAACCAAACAUAGAUAAAAUUAUAGAAGAAACUCAAAAGUUAUUAGAGGACAAUGAUGAUCAAUUCGAAAAUCGUGAUACAGAUAAUGAUAAUUCUGAAAAUAUUUCGAUCCCAGAAGACGAUAAUAAUGAAAAAAUUUCGCAAAUAUCUGACGAAGAAAAACUUUUACAAAUUGUUAAUUCUCAACUAAAUAUAGAUGAAAUUGUAAGUGAUAGUCAUAAAGCUUUUGAAGAUCCUGAUAAUCAGUUGGAAAAUAAUAAAUCUGAUAUUAAAACAGAAAUUUCUAAACAACUCGAUACCAAUUCUAAACAAAACCAAGAAGAAGAUAACAAUGAAGAAAUUUCUAAAGCGUCCGAUGAAAAUAAUUCAAAUACUGAAGAAAAGCUUCUGGAGAUUAUUAAUUCUCAACUAAAUGUAAAUGAAAUUGUAGACGAAACUCGUGAAGUACUUCAAGAAACCAACAAUCAAUUUGAAAGUAAUGAAUUAAAGAAUAACAAAGAAAAUGUAGAAGAACUUAAAAGUAAUGAAGAUAAUUCUGAGAUAUUGGAUAAAGUUCCAUUUGAAAAUAGUUUGAAAGAACCCAUAAGUGAAGAGGUAAUUUCAGAUAAAGAAACUGUGAAAAAUAUUAUUGAUUUGAAUAUUCCUCAAAUUGAUAUGCAAUUUGAGGUGAACGGUAUUAUAGAUGAAACAAAUAGACUUUUAGAUGAAACUGCAGAUAAUGUUAAUAUAAAUAUUGAUAUUAAUGAACAGAAUAUUGAUCAAGCACAAAGUGUCAUUGGUAGCCAAGAAAUGUUUAAUGAGAAUGACGAUGAUUCUGAAAAGGUAUAUAAAGAUCUUAAUGAUCAUUUAGAUAAUUUAUUAGAAACUUGGUAUAAAUUGAGCAAUGAUGACUUUGAAGAAAACAAUUCAGAUGCAGCUAUAGACAACGAACACGUUCUAGAUUAUGAAGAAAAAUAUGGCAGACCAUUUGGAGAAGGAAAAGUUUUAUCUCAGAGAGAUGACUAUUACGAAUCUAUUAACGAUGACGAAUUGUCUAAAGUAUUCUCUGACGUCAAUUCUGAUGAAAUUAAAUCUGAUAAUAAUGAAACAAUUCAAAAAAUAUCUGACGAUGAGAACAAAGAAAAUGAUGCACAAAUUGCAUAUGUUAAUGAUGCACUAUCCGCAGGAGAGAAAGAAGAUCAAGGAAAAUCAGAACGAAGUCAGAUAGAAGAUAAAGAGCCUGUAAAAGCUAUGAGCGUAGAGAAUUUAUCAAGUGCGGAGCUAGAUCAACUAAUGUCGCAAUUCUCAAUAUUACACAGUGAAGAUUUUGAUAUGAAAUCGUAUAGCUUUGAUAAAAAUGUAGCACCUAUCCAUAUAAAGCUGAGUGUUGAUGAACCUACAGUAAUCACUUCUCCAAAUUAUCCCAAGCCAUAUCCAACCAACAAUAUUAUAGACUGGGUAUUCGAUGGCGAAGGAGUCGGAAUUGAACUCAAUAUUACCGACUUUAAUGUGAACAGCGCUUUGGGUGACUAUCUUUUGGUGAAACCAGGUAGCGUUGAUAGCUCUGGUGACAACGGUUUGGUAUUCGCUUACCACCUAAACGAAGAACGGCGUUACCGCUUCAUGGAUGUCGACCAACUGUUCAUCAGAUUUGAAUCCAAGCCUGGAAUGAUGCUCCGGACUGGCUUUAAGCUUAGCGUGAAAAUGAUUGCACCACCCGAAGAAGAACCCGAAGAAAUGCCAGAACCAGAACCAAUACUUCCACAGCCUAAUGCGAUCAUGACGCUGUACCUGGCCGGUGUAAAUGUAACCGAGUUUGAAGAGAUCAAGGAGGAAUUCAGACUGCUACUAGCUAAUAUGGCGUCAAUGUAUAUAAACGCGAAUGGAAUCGAACUGGGACUGAAUGAUACAAUUUUCGUCACCCAAAUCACCCGUACCUACAUCUGCAAUAUCAACUGGCCAGGCUUCGACAACUGCGUGGAAGUUCAGUUCUCCGUGCCCCUGGUCUACGAUGAUGACAGGGAACCCAGGCUCAACGAAAGCGACCUGAAAGCCAUGUGGUACACGUACGCCACCAGAGACCCCUUCGCCACUAGGCUCAAGUAUUUAGGUGUUUCUGAGUUCACGACCCCAGACGACGGUACCAUUAUCCUGAUGUGGCUAGUGUUGGCUGCUGCCGUCCUCAUCACUGUCAUGAUGCUUGCAUUCGCGCUAUGGAGGUUCAGCUGCUUUGAGAACUACACCAGAAUGCAAACGUACAGCGACACAGAUAGUCUGCACAACGAAAAACAAAGCCUGGACAUGUACCCCACGCCACACCAGACCCUGCCGCCGCUGUUCACCGAGAGCAACUACAAAUGGCAUGACAACAACUUCGAAGACACCACUAGAGUGGACAUGGGAGGCUUCACCAACAGGACGUAUGUGAGGGACGACUUGACUGACGAGUCGGAAGAAGAAGUGGUCGUGUCCCGUGAAACGUUCCAUGACAAGUUCACCACAGACGUGUAGCCGAUUUUUAUGCCAUUAAUAUGACCGAAUGGAAGCGCAGCGCUUCUAGUCCCAAAGCUGCAGACAUCGUGUGACGGACGAGCCCAAGAAGCAAUAGCGCAUACACAAUAUUCAGUCAGUCCAAUUUUGAAAAGUAGCAGUCUGUUUCUUUUGUUAUUUCACUACAUUACCGAUUAUUUGUUGUCGAUACAUUUGAAUACUUUUUUUUACGAAAAUUUACGAACUAGUUCCAAGCUUUAGCAAAUAAAUAUGCCAGACUAGUUAUAUUUAGUUUAAGUAGUACGACCAUAAGAAUAAAUAUCUAGGUGGAAAGGACACUCGCAUGAAUUCAAUUUUAAUAAUAAUUGAUUUAAAGUGCGUCCUUUUAAAAGCACAAUCAAUCAAUAAUCAGUCAGGGCUCACGAGCGACACACGCAGAGAGAUCGUAUAUCUCGCUUAAUUAUAUUGCGUAAAUAGCGUAGAUUUUUUUAUUAAAUAUUUUUUGUGACAACCCUCGCGCAUAGACGCGAAGUCUGAAGGGUAUACUUUGUUAUUAUUACCGUAGGAACGCAUGUGAGUGUUAUUUGUGCCCAGUGUGUUUAUUCUUAUGACAUGACCUAACGUAGAAUAGAUCUCUAAAUUCCAAAUAAAAGUUUUAAAUGUAUUUAUCUAGCUGUUAGUAAAGAUGAAGGUUGUUUAUUUUCCUUUUGUUUAAACGAUCAGAUUGGAGACGUUAAAGUGAACACCAAAUAUAAUUGAUGUUAUGAAUAAAUUGCAAUCGAAGUAAGAAUAGAACUGACUCUUCCAGUCUCUUCCAUUACAUUAUUUUAAUAAAUAAAUAAAUACUUUAUUCUGUGAUGUUUUGUAUGCUAAAGUAGUUACACAUCUGUAAAAUAAAAUAAAAAGUUAUAUAUGCAAAUAAAUCGGUACGUAAUCAAAUUUAAUUAAAUUAUUUUGAAAAUUUAAUUCGUCUUAAGUAUAAAUAAAAAUGAAUGAAACAAUUAUAUGUGCUAAAUAAAUCUAAGUCAGUCAAGGUCUUCUUGACACCCGAUGGUGAGGGCGGGCGAGGUAGGGGCUUCGGGACGAACCCCAUUGCCCCGGCAUCUUCUCCGGAGGCUACUAUCUCCAGAGGCUACUGAAAUAAUUCUAAAAGCAUGUUUAUGCAAACCUUACCCACUUUUUAAAUGAUAAUGGACAAUUAUAGAUUCUAUUCUUAUUUUGAAUGUAUCGUACCUUACGUAUAUAUUGCUUAGAUGUAGCAAAGUUUACUAAAGGACAUAGAUAAAGGAUUUAACUAUUUCAUUUCUAAAUACGCUUCCACACGCAUGAUUUAGUAUUAUGACAAAGUCUCAUAUUAAUUUACUUUUAGUAAGAUAAAUAUAAAAUAAUACAUAUAACAUAAAAUUACAAUACUUCCGGAAAUAGAAAAUGAAUAGAAAUUAAACUAACCUCAUAAUGGGAUAUAGAAUACGGAGAUGAUAACUUCAGAAUACGUAUAUACGAAGAAAAUACUUUAUUACUAAAGUCAUAAGGAGGUUUUUCUUUAAAAUUUGUUAUAAAAUAACAAAAUUCAUAUUUUUGCUUUAAACGAAACGUGUUUAGAAAUGUAAUAGUUACUUACUUGUCUACGGACGAUGAUGCUCGAUUCCAUAUUAGAGCUAAGAAGUAUACAACAUAUCUGCGUUAAGUAUACAAAGAUAGGCUAUGAUAAUUAUAAGGAUAAAAUAAAUUAUAAAAUAAAAUACUGCAGCGGUAUUUGGUGACAGAAAAUUAAUGAUAUUAUGUUAUUAAUAAAUAAAUAAAUAAAUAAAUAAAAUACAUUAAUGUCAAAAUUGUUACAUCUAAAAAUAUAAUAUUCAGAGUUUAGAACAGGUGAUCAGAUUUUUUAUUUCUAAAAAAAUAUACCGCUUUAAAUAAUUAAAUUUCUUUUUAUAUUGUGCAUUUUUUUAUUACAUGAUACAAAUGUAGUUAACGAUCGGAUGUUGUGAUUUUAUAUUAAACAACUAAUUUAAUUUAUUUCUUCUUUAUACUUUUUUUUUAUUUAUAAUUAUGGUGAUAAUAAACAUUUUCUUUUUUUAAA
Molecule: messenger RNA, 5606 nt
Organism: Galleria mellonella (greater wax moth)
Lineage: Eukaryota; Metazoa; Arthropoda; Insecta; Lepidoptera; Pyralidae
Exons: 10
Coding region: 110-3547 (1145 amino acids)
Source: RefSeq, a predicted model, not a curated record